AUGGAGCUACUUACAGGACGAAAAGCCGUAGACAAAAAACGAUCUAAAGAUCCCCAGAUAGCUCUCUGGUUCAUUAACCUCGUCAAAGAAGACUCCUUCGAGAAUGUGAUCGACGAGACCAUCCAGAUCACUGAAGAGAACCGAGGCAGCAUUUCUGAAGUGGCUAAACUAGCCAGUUACUGUUGCGCCAAAACUCCGGAACAGAGACCCGAGAUGAGCUAUGCUGUCACUUUGCUUGCCUCGUUGACCGAACAAUGGAAGCCCAUCGAAGUUGAAGACACGAAAGAUGAGUUUCUUGAAGAGCUUGGAAAGAAGUGGUGGCAUGAGCAGCAGAGGUUGGAGGGACGUAGUGGUCCGAGCAGCCCUACGAGACAGUAAACCCACUCUGUAUUUGGACCUGCGAGACUUGUAAGACUUUAUAUUCUUCUGCUUUCGCUGUAAAUGAAUUUUGUAACAUGUUG
Messenger RNA from Raphanus sativus (radish), 461 nucleotides. RefSeq names its product receptor protein kinase TMK1. Bases 1 to 378 code for a protein of 125 amino acids. The record is from RefSeq and is a predicted model, not a curated record. NCBI's taxonomy places the organism in Eukaryota, Viridiplantae, Streptophyta, Magnoliopsida, Brassicales, Brassicaceae. The transcript has a single exon.